Messenger RNA from Cloeon dipterum, 9216 nucleotides. Its product is annotated as golgin subfamily A member 4-like. Lineage: Eukaryota; Metazoa; Arthropoda; Insecta; Ephemeroptera; Baetidae. The coding region runs from base 148 to 8940 and encodes 2930 amino acids. Gene Ontology annotation, molecular function: molecular adaptor activity. The record is from RefSeq and is a predicted model, not a curated record. Gene Ontology annotation, biological process: signal transduction. The transcript is spliced from 44 exons.
GUGGCGAUUGAAACUGACAGUACUGAAGAAACGUAAACACGACCUGCAGGCACACAGUGCUUGGACGAUCCGACAAAUUUUGCCAACGAAUCGGCCGCGCCAAGGCAUCUUCUUUACAGAGGGGCAUGAGCAAAGAAGGCCCCUGACAUGCAGAGAGAGCCGCAGGCCGGCAAAGGGCCCCUCGGAGGGCUGUCGAAGGGUGGAACGAAAGGGGAUGGCGAUGCGGCCUGUCUGCAAAGCCUGGACAGUGCCAGAUCAAGUGUGGACAGUGCAGAUGAGAGUCUCAUUAGAGCCAACGAGUAUGAACUCAUAAUGAACGAAAUGGAAAGGAGGUUUGUCGAAGGGCAAAAAGACGCAGAUGAGGAUAUCAUCAGCAAGCUCGAAAACGAAAAAUCAGAUCUGCAGCGCCAGCUACGAGAAACGAACGCGGAAUUGAUGGUGGAAGCAGCCAGCAGGGCUGAGCAGGAUUCAACCGUUGUCGAUUUAGGCCGUCAAGUUGCUAUGCUGCAGGAACAACUGCACAACGCGACCGGCCUCCUGGAGUCAGCUGCUGGACCAGACGCGGUCGCUCUCAUGACUGCUCAAAACGGCCGUCUUCAAGCUGAAAAUAUUGCUGAAAGUCUCAACAAAGCUCUUGCUGCAGCGCAGGCUGAGGCAGCUAACCUUAGAGCUCAGAUUGGCCUUCAAAGUUCAAGACAGGUGCAAGAACUAAAACAAGGGAUUCAGGUGCUGAGUCAGAGGUGUGAAGAACUUUCCAAAGAGAAGGAGGAAUUAAUAGCAGAAAAUAAAAGAAAUUUGGCUAAAUGUAAGGAAGAUAGCGAAUCCCGUUUUGGAGAGCAACUUAGAAAUAUUAAUCAUCAGUGGAAACUCAGUCAAGAACGAGCAGAAAAGGAGCACAAGGAACUGCUCACAAAACUUGAAGCUGAGUUGGAAUCCAUUAAGUCAGAAUUUGACAACUCAAGUCUGAAGGAGCAGAUCCAAGGUCUGCUAGAAGACAGGCAGUCCUUGGAAAAUGUGGUUGCUGCCCUGCGAACACAAUUGCAGCAAAACCAUCUUGACAAGGGCCAAUUGGAUGCCUUGGCAAGUGAAAAAGACAAAAGCCAGUUGCAAGAACUGGUGGAUUUACGCAAAUUGGUUGCUCAAAGCAGCCAAGAGGUGGCUGAGCUGCGUUCAAACCAGGCCAUUCUGAGAGAAGAGAAUGCAAAGCUGUAUGAGAAAAUUGAGAUUAUGGAGGACGCUGAAGAGGCUCUGAGACAUGUGCAGGCGCGUGCCAGAGCCCUUGAGGCAGAGUGUGGCCGCCUGCAUGCGGAGAAAGAGGAGGCUGAAGCAGAAGCUGAGCUUCUUUAUAGCCGAUGGAGGACCACUGAGCAAGAGGCACUAAGGUUCAAACGGCUCUAUUCCAGAAACAGCAAUCUUAAGGACGUCAUAAUUGAAGAGGAAGAAGAAAUUGCUGAAAAUGUACAGUAUGAGGUUGAAAAUGAAGUGGAUGCAGCUGAAAAGGGCGUGAGCAGGCAGAAAAUUCGUCCUGAGGAAGUUCCCACUGGCCAAGGCGCUCUUAUGGGCUGGGUAGAGCGGUGCGAGGCGAUGGCUGGUCGGCUGCGCACUGCAGAGGCCAAUGCUAGUCGCCUGGCUACUCAAAUGGACCAUCAAGAGGCUAGAGUCAGGGUUCUAACUGAGGAAAAGAUCGCUUUGCUGCAGAAGAACAAAGAGCUCUCUGAUAAGGUGGUCACUCUGCAAAGAACCUCAGCGUCAGUUGCCAGAUCAAAGCUGCUUAUGAAUCAGUAUGAAUUAAAAAUUGGGCAGCUGGAGAAUGAGCGGGGACAUUUGCAGAAAGCACUGGCGCAGCUGGAGACUGAGCUGACCAAAGCUAGAGGAAGCCGAGUGGACAACAGAGAUCUUGAGUCUGCUGCCAAGCAAGCCAUUAUUCUUGAACAUUCGCUCAAACAUGCAAAACAAGCACAAAACCUGCUUCAGGUUAAAGUCUCCAACCUGGAGGAACUAGUCACCUCUCUUGAAGCUGGUCUCAAUGCUGUUGGCUCAAAGCUGGAGGAGAGUAGUGCCGAAUUAGCUGCUGCAUGGGCCACAGCCAGUGGCCAUCAGGAAGCAGCAUCUUCCUUUUCAGCACAGCUAGCUGCGUGCCAAGAGCGGGCUGCAAGGUUGGAGCAGCGAAUGGCUUCUGCACUAGCAGCUGAUGAGUUGACCCUCUCUCUUGAAAAUGGAUUGCGAGACCUAGUUGAAGAGCUGGUGACUGAAGUUGGUGAUCUGAAAGCCGCUUUGAAAGCUGAGCGUCUCAAAAGCUCCAAGCAACCAGAGGUUCUUCAAGAACGGAUCAACUCUGCUAUCCUGCUUGAAAAACUAGGACAGCAAAAAGAGCAACUUCAACUGGCCAAGGAAGAAAAUUCCUGCACUUCUGGUGACUGGAUUGUACGCUUGGAACAGCAACUGUGUGAAAUGAUAGAGGAGUUGGAAUGCCGCAAAAAUUCCAUUACAGAUUCCACAACUCGUCAAGAGGUAGAAGUAGAUGCUUGUGGGAAGCUUGAAGCUGAAGUGCGUGACCUGCAAGCUCGUUUAGCGCAAGCGCAACUUCAGUGCCAGGGUCUUUUGAAAGAGAAAAAUGCCCUGGAAAACGAGUUAUUAACUUUGGAGGCAAGUCUUCAACAGAAAGAGCUUUUGAUGGAGGAACAGAGAAAAUUGCUGCAGUUGCAAGUGUCUGAGAAAGAUUUGGAAGUGAAAAAGGUUCAUGCAGAAGCCACAGUUAAAGAGAUAGAAUUGCUACUUUGUCGUUCCCGAAUGUCUGAGGGGAUGGAUUGCGUGACUGAUGGUUGUGGUCGCUUGCAAGAGGUCAAAACUGCCUUGGAUGAAAUUCAUGAAACUGCUGUGGCACAAAUGCGAGAACAAUUGGCUAGCCAUAAUCCUGUUAACAUCAGUCAACUUCAAAUGAUACAUCUGCAGCAGCUUGAGGAUAUGAAAAAGCGAAUUGAUGCUCAGGAGAUCCAUCUGAGGGAAAAUUUUGCUCAAAAAAUCUCGCAAGAAGUGGAAGCCGUACUUAAGAAUUUAGAGGGAGCCUUUGAUGAAAAGUGCUUGAAUAAAGUGCAAAAUUGUGUUCGAAAAGAUGUCGAGGCGGAAAUGCAGAAACUGAAUACCAGCUUUGAAAGGCAGGUACUCAGUUUGCAAGAAAAGCACAACCAGGAAAUUGAAGUGUUCAAAGCUGAGAGUCAAUCUAAAUUCGCAUGUCUUAAAGAGAAGCUUGACACCAAGGCUAGCAAUGAGAAGGUGGAGAAUAUUUUGAAACAGGAUAAAGAGCGCCACAAUGAAUCCCUUUUGAAGGGAUUGGAGAGGUCAGUCUGUUCUCAACUAGAUGCUUGCUUCCAGGAAAUCUGUGAGAAAUGGGGUGAAAAGUGCAGUAAGGCAGCUCUGGAAGGUGGUCAGGAGGUGGCUGCUGAAGUGAGGGCAGCUUCUUUACAGCUCAGUAACAAAUAUCAUCAAGAGAUGGAAAACCUGCGAAAAGCCCUCAAGGAGGCCAACUCAAAAAUCCAGGAGCAAAUUAAACUGGAAUGGGAAAAGUCAAGUGAGGUGACUGACCUGCAACAGAUCAAUGACCUCUUGGCUGAUCUGCGAUCAUCAGGGUUAACUGUUAGUACCUUGCUGGAUUUGAAGUCAGCGCUUGAGGAGAAACACAAGCAGGAAAUGGACGAGCUGAGAUCCUAUUUUGAGCAGCGGUGUGAAAAAUACACAGAGGACGUGAUAAGCCAGAGAAGCCAGAGCAGAAAAAUUUCAAUCAGUUCUGACGAGUUCCAGUCUGGCGAUUUUGAUCAGGACAAAACGAAAGACUGUGAAAGCUUCUCAGAACCGCCUUCAUUAACAAGUAGACCUGACGUUCGCUUACUUGAGGCUGUGGAAGCAGAAUGGCGUGACAAGUUUUCAAGACAGGAGGAGAAAUAUGAGCAACAGAUUAAGCAACUAGCAAAAGACAUGCAAGAUGCGCAUCAGCUAGAAAUCUCUCAGCUGCUUGAUGCCACAGAUCAAAGCGAAAGGCUACGAUCUGAGAUGCUACCCAGGAUACAUACUUUCAAUCUAACACGCGAGCCUGUUAUUGAGGAAUCUGUGGAUGAAAUUCCAGUUUGGAGCAAACAAAUUGAACAGGAAGUGGAAAGAAGAGUAGCUGAAGAGACUCAAAAAAUUAGCACUCAAAUUGAUGAGGAAAUUGCUGCCAUUAAAAAAGCCAGCAUUCAAGAGCAGUUGGCGCUAGAGGAGAAGCACAAAAAGACUGCCAUUGAAUGUAUUGAACAACGCGAAAAGCUUAUUAAAGAGUUGGAGGAAAAGUUUCAAGCUAGUUUGGUUGAGCUUCAAGGAAAGCACGAGAAGCAGAUUUCUAAUUUAAAAGUGAAGCAUGAGAAAGAACUUGGAGAGCUUGAGGAGGAGUUGAACAAAACGCACAAAGAAAAUCUGGAACUAGUAUUAAAUGAAAUGAAUGCAAAGUUUGCUGAAAAUCUGGAGGGAUUGGAAAAGCUGCUUGCUCAGGCGCAUCAAAAAGAAGUACUUAAGCUACAGCAGUCAAUAGAACAGCAGGAAGAGAGUUUUGUGGCGCUGCUGGAGGACCAGGCGAAGCGCGGCGCCGUCUCGGAGCUUGAAUUCGAGCGGCGCCUGCAGCAAGAGCGGCUUGACACAGUGUCCGCCCUCAGCCAACACCUGCAGGCGAUGCUCGCUGGUGAACAGGAGGUCACUGAGUGGCCUGCUGAAAUGGAGCAGCUGCGCCAAUACCUAGUCACUGAUGCUCAAUCCCAGGUGGACAAGCUCAAGAAGCAACAUCAGAGGGAAAUGGAAGUUCUUCGUCAGCAAUUGAAUGAGGGUGGUGAAGCACCUCUCCGAGAGCAAUUUUUGCAACAGAAACAGGUGUUGAACCGAGAGAAUGAACUGCUUAGGCACUUGGUGUCUGAACUAGUGCGAUACUUAGGCCAGCUGGAUGAGCAGCUUGCGUCGUUUGUUGACACUCACGCGUUGGGCAGUGAUACCGAGAGCAAUGCCAGCGAGGAGGAGCGAAGACUGCGUUUGGCGCCAGACCUUAGUGCCCUAUCUGAGGCGCUUGACCUCUCGCAGCUUGACGCAGCCCAAAUGCGAGCAGACCUUGAUGCCUGCUUGCUGCGCCUCCGUCGUGAGGUAGCUGACAUCAUCGGGGUUUCGGAGGCUUCUCUUGUCGGCACAAAACAGCUGGAUGAAUUAAAACAACUGCUAGCAGCCAGCGAAGCUAAGGUCGCAAACCUAGAGGCCCGUCUUGAUGGCAGAGCAAGAGAUACAAUAUCUGAAGGUUUUGGUGAUGAUGGGGCUCCACUUGGUCUGGAGGCUCGCCUUAGCAGAAUAGAGCAGUUAUUGGAAAUGGUCAAGGCAGCCUUGCAGGACGAGCCACAUCCCUCUGGUCCACUUCUUGAACAGUUAGUUGCAGAAGGACAGAGACUAGCAGACGAGACCAGGCGGGAAAAAGAUGACCUUCAUAUGCAGAUUGAGUGCGCAGACAAACAGGUGCGUGCAAACCGAGUGUUUAUGGAUGAACAAGCGGCAGAGCGCGAGCAGGAGCGCGACGAGUUUGCCCGCCAGCUGCAGCAACUGAAGGAUGCCCUCAAGGACAAGGAUAAGGACAAGCAUGAGAUCGUUCGAUUGGCCAAAGAGGUUGAAUUUCUUGAAGGACUGGGCAGGGAGAACACCGUCCAGUUGCAGAAAGCGCAAGCUACCGCCGCGGACGCAGCUGCACAGUUCAAGGCCGCCAAUGAUAAGGUGCAAGUUUUGCGUGAAGUGGUCAAAACCUUAGAAGGACAAUUGGAGGAUAAAUCCAAGAGUGAGGCGGAGCUAAAACUGCAGUUGAGUGACCUGCAAACUGCUUUCAAUCAAGAGAGUCGAGUCUUGAGCGAGCAGUUGGACGCUUUAAAGAAUGACCACAGCUCAAUUGACCUACUUGACCAAAUCGGCACCUUGGAGGAACAGCUGAACGAUUACAAGAGAAAGCUGGAAGAAAAGGUUAGCCAAGAGACACCUGCCCAGGCAGAAAUGAACUUGCAGUUAAAAACUAUAGAAAUGACUCUUGACAAGCGAACUAAAGAACUUGAGCGCGUACACAAGCGCACUGAGUUAAGCGAUAUUGCGGAAGGGGUGACCUCGCCAGAAAGUACUGAUAGGGUUCGGUCGCCAUUGACCUCCCUGCGGCGCUUGCAGGACAAACUGCAGAACCACACUCGAGCUGAGGAUGCUGCCUUCGCACACAUUAAAAAGUUGGAGAUUGAACUCUCAUCUGCUCGACGCGCGGAGGAGGGUCUACAAAUCGAGCGAUGCGAGCUACAGAAGCGAGUAGAAGACCAGUUGCAGCAAAUCACUAGUCUGCAAGCACGAUUGGACCAGCAACGCUUCCAGCAGAGCAGCCUGGAACAACUCCAGAGUUCCAAUGUGCGACAAGUGCAACUUCGCUCAGCCGAACAGCUUGAGAACCUCAAAGAAAAGUUGGCUGCUAAAGAGACUGAGGUGAAAGAGGUGAAAAGUCAGCUAGAGAAGACAAAACGCGUGCUGUCUGAACAGGAAGCACUUGCUGUCCAAAGAGAGCGAGAGUUUGCUGAGGAAAAUCAAAAGUUGCGUGAAAUGCUGGAGGUAACUGAAGAAGAGACUGCUCGCCGAGCAACUUCCAGCCCUGGCAAGUUCAGCAGCCACCUAAUGAACUCCUUGGUUGCUGAAAAGAAUGCCGAGAUUGAAGAACUUUCAUUGCAGGUGCAGGUGUUGCGGGAGCGACUGGACAGUGUGCACCACACUCUUGAAACUUCUGACUCAAACAAAGAGCAGCUUCUUGAGACAGUCCAUGAACUGCGAAUGGCUAAUCGAGAGACGCGUUCUCACUCAACCAUGAUCAGAAGUGGAGACCAGGAGGUGCUUCGCGCCACUGCCUAUGAGGUGGAAUCCUUCGACUCCACCUUUAUUGAGUCGGUCAGGCCACCCUCCAGCUUUGCUUGCUCCCCCCUGCAAAAGUCGUUUAGCAGAAAUGAAGUAAUUGUGGAGAGCCCUCCAGUCCAGCCUGAAGAGGAACAGCCGGAUCAAAACGUAGCUGCACUGCAGCAGGAACUGAAUGAAAAGGAGGCAGAGCUGGCUGCUAAGCAAGAAGAGAAUGAACAGCUAAAGAAAGAACUGACGUCCAUCUCAACUCGCUUUGAAGAAUACGCGCAGAAGAUUCAAAAUGAGCUAAGUAUGUGCCUGCAGGCUGAGGCAGCUUCAGAGGCUAGUCUUGACAUUUCAAUAGCAUCAGAGAAUCUGCAGAAAAUCUUGGCUAGAGUUCAGGAUGGUGGCGUUGAGGUGCUAAGUCUAAGCGAGCUUGCAGUCCUCAGCAAGCACGCAUCAGGCUCUGUCCCAGAAACACAGUCGAUGGCCACGCAGACAAUCAGGUCCUCUCUGACAGAAGCUACCUUACUGGCCAACCUUAAGCGCGAAACAGCUGCUGCAGCUCAGGAAGCCGCUCGAAGAGAGAAAAUUCUUGAAGAACAAAUUGUCAGCUUGAAGAUGGCUUUAGAAGAAAGUGGAAGGCGGGUAACUGAACUUGAGGAAAGCUAUGCUACUGAAAAGCAAAUUGCCACUGAUGCGCGCUUGGCUCUCUUAAAGCAUGGUCCUGACUCAUUUCAGUAUCAGUCUCGAAUCCAAAUACUCAACGAACGCGUGGAGUUUACAGAGCGACAACUGCAACAAUCAAAGCUGGACCUGGACAAAGAACGUAGCAGGGCUAACGCAUUGGAGAGCGCGCUUGGCAGUGCAGAGACUGAGAGUUUACUUACGAAGGCUGAUCUGGAAGGGGAAACUUUUAGGCAUAAUGUCACAAGAAGAAACUUUAACACGCUCCAAGAGCUCAUCAACUCAAAAGAUAAGGAAUUUUCGCAUAAAAAGGGACAGCUUGAACAGGAAGUGAACAGGUUGCAAAGUCUCCUCCAGCAGCUAGACUCAAGCAAAGAGCAAAGCCCUAAAGUCAAAAUCGAAGACAAUGAGGAAAUGUUAAACUUCCACGGUGACAACCAAGCAGAGGUGAGCCAGCGCUUUACUCGUCACCACCUUCGCCACCUUUUGGCUCAGUUGCAGGAGGAGCGUGAGAAGAAUGUGCAAAUGCAUUUCAAGACGCUCGAGCUGCAGGACAUGGUGUCUGCUCUGAAAGAGACUGAAAUGCGGCUGCUGGAGCGUCACGACCGAGACAAGAAAGACUUUGAUCGCCACCGCGCUGAGCUUGAGCAGCGCCUCUCUGACGCCCGCUCCAGCCUGAUCGCUGAGGUGGCCAAACUUCGACAAGAGCUGGCCGCCGUUACCACAAGGGACCGUCAGUGCGAUCAUGAGGCAACCUUUGAUGCCGAACGCCGUUCCUGGAGCGCUGAGCGAGGCCGUUUGCUCACGGAGGCUCAGCUGCUGAGCCACAGGGCACAGGAGGCAGAGGCCGCUCUCACUCAAGAAAAGGCCAAUCACAUUCUGGAACGCAUGAAAGCGCAGUAUAAGGCAGCAAAAGAUACUUCUUCUAUUGUUGAUCACGAUAAGGUGGAAUAUUUGCAUGAGAAGUGUCUGCACAGCGAAAGUCGCUGCAAGUCCCUGAAGUGGCAGAAGCGUUACCUGCAGCUCGUGAUCACAUCUUUCCAGGCAACUUUGGAUGCCGUCAAGGCCCGACAACCUCAGGCACUGCCCCAACCAGCUCUCUCACCUCUUUCCAGAUUCAGAGCUGCAGCGCUAGUAGUGGUUUCGAUUCAUCGAAUGCAGUUUAUUGUCAAGACUCACUUGCGCUUGUACCGCGUGAGCAGCACUAUAGUUCUAAAGCGAAUCCAUGACGCUAUUGUCGAUAACCCAGAGCCCAGAUUGGAACCAUGUGCGCCAGCAAUUCUGCCUGUUUCAAACAAAGUCCAAUACGAGACCCCUAAAUCUCGCAACCUAGUUAGCAAGCACUAAACCUCCAGAAAACAACCAAUCCACAAAACUGACUGACUGAAUGGUACUCUUAAGAAUUGUAAAUACAUAAAAAUAAUUGUUUUUUUCCAUGAAAUACAUUUAUUGAUUACACACUCUAAAUUAAAAAGAUUGACCACUUGUAUGUGUGCUGUUGAUGUAUUUUUGUAGGCAAAAUUGAUCUAGUGUAAAUCGACUGACUUAUAUAAAUUUGCCAGAUUUGCCAUAAUAAAGAAUCAAUGAAAUGACGUGUCUUUCAUCUUAAUUUAUUUUCAAAAA